Molecule: messenger RNA, 918 nt
Organism: Malaya genurostris
Lineage: Eukaryota; Metazoa; Arthropoda; Insecta; Diptera; Culicidae
Gene: mRpL16
Product: large ribosomal subunit protein uL16m
Exons: 3
Coding region: 123-851 (242 amino acids)
Biological process (GO): mitochondrial translation
Cellular component (GO): ribosome; mitochondrial large ribosomal subunit
Molecular function (GO): structural constituent of ribosome; rRNA binding
Source: RefSeq, a predicted model, not a curated record
UUUAAAUAAAACUGGCAACGCUGGUAAAAGUUUAAUUGGGGAAUAAUUAUUGCUCCAUUCACUAUUAUCUUCAGUAUUUUGUUGAAUUGUUUUAGUUUUGCUGUUAGCGUGAAUGCUUUAAAAUGAUUGUGACGACCGGUAUCUUCAAACAGUUAUUCUUAGACGUUCUGAGAAGAUCGUAUAACCAACAAAAUGCCACAUUGAAAUACUUUGCUCCUCCUAUUGAAUACAAGAAUAGUGUAAUACCCGAAAGGCCUAAACUGCGGUUCAUGGACAAAGUUCCGGUGUUACCCGCAAAUAUGAAAGCACCUAAAAUGCAAAAAAAGUUAAAAUUUAUGCGAGGUCCUGAAAUGGUUCACAACACGCUCAUACACAAACAGUACGGAAUUGUGGCUACUGGAGGUGGUCGACUACGGUGGGGACAUUUUGAAAUGAUGCGUUUGGGAAUCGGACGUAAGAUGGAUACCAAUCGUAUGUAUGCCGUUUGGAGGGUAGAGGCACCCUGGCAACCGAUUACAAAGAAAGGGCAGGGGCAGCGAAUGGGAGGUGGUAAAUCUGCUAUUGAUCAUUACGUGACUCCGGUUAAAAGUGGCCGUGUAAUCUUGGAAAUUGCCGGAAAGUGUGAAUUUGAAGAAGUCAAACCGUUUCUCGAUAUUGCGUGUCAUAAGUUACCUUUUAAAGCGAUGGUAGUAUCACAUGAAAUGUUGGAAGAGAUGCGUGCUAAAGAAGAGAGAUUGGAACGUGAAAAUUUGAAUCCUUAUACCCUCAAAUAUAUAUUCCAAAACAACUUGGGAGGAUGUCAUAAAUGGCUUUCUCCUGUGGAUCAUAAGUGGUUUGGGAAAUACCUUUAAUUUUUGCUUUUACUGCUAUAAGGUUUAUUGAAUAGUUAGAUUAAUAAAAUAAAAAUCGUCUAGUGAA